GGGUUGUUGCCAGCGGUGGGGACUAUAAAGGUGGGUGCAGGAAGAGGCAGGACCGUGCAGCUUCUUCUGCCUGCAUCUAGCCCCCGGAGCAAGGAUGGCGGCGGUGCUGCUGAGCCUGGUGCUGGCUCUGCUCUGCCUGCUGCAGGCAGGGGCCGAGGUCCCCGUGCAGCCGGGCUUCAACAUCAAGAAGUUUGCAGGGAUGUGGCAUGUCGCAGCCGCUGUUUCCAACUGCUCUGUGUUCCUGAAGAUGAAGGACGGGAUGAAGUCGUCCAUCGCCACGAUCAGCUUCACGCCCGAGGGGGACCUGGCUAUGAAGCUUGUCUGGCCCCUCGAGGGAGCAGAACAUGAGCCCCCAGCUCCUGCAGAAGUUCAAAGAGCUCAUCCCCACCGUGGGCCUGACCAAGGACAUGCUGGCCAUCCUGCCCAAGUCAGCAGAUCAGUGCACCUAGGCCAUCAGCUGAAGGGGCCAACACCAGGGCCAUCUGUCCUCCAGACCUGGUGGAAACAGGGCUCUGCUCCCACCUCUGUGGUGCCCCUUCUCGUCCUCCCCAGCCAGGCUCUGCUGGACCCACUGCCCUGCACCAGGAUCAUGCCUCACCCUCCUAAAUAAAUAGGUGCAGAAGCUGCGCCAGAGCUCGGUGCUUUUGUUGGCAGGAGCAGGGGUGCUGCCAGGGUCCCCAGGCACCCUGAGCCCAGCGGUCCUGGAUCUGACCCUUUCUCUCGGCACCCCAGGGGCGUUGGGGGGCUCCUUUCUGGUGUCGUUUGCUGCGCCCAGCAUGGGGAGGAUGGGGACCAGAGGAUGGAGAAGGUGCAGUGGGGUAGCCGGUAGGGAUGUGGGCAGGGGAGAAUCGAGCUGGGAUGAACAGGGGUUUAUGCACCUUGGCUCGUGGGCAGCAGGUCUGGGUUGCCCAGCCCUGCCUGCAUGGGCUCUGACUCCCAGCAGGCAGCUCGUCCCCAGGACACCCUGUUCCCUGCUCAGUCCCCCUCCAGAGCCACCCAGGCAGGAGAGAUGCUGUGCCAUGACUGCCCAGGGUAAAUGCACGACAGGACUGGGACCCCCAUGCCUGUCUCCCAUCCCCCUUGGUCCCUCCAUCUGCCCACUGACCAAGGCAGGACCAUGCUGCCAUGAGCCCCAAGGGCAGCAUCCAUCCACCUCCACCUCCUGUAGAGCAGAGGCAGCCCCUCGUCCCCCCCACUGUCCCCCUGCCCUGGAGCAGGGGUCCCUCGGUGCCUAGCCAGGCACGGAGCUGUGAGGAAGCAUUACGGACCCUUUUGGGGCUGUGACCCCCAGGAGCCUGCCAGAGCCAGGGCACAGGAGACAUCACACCCUGGGAAGGAGGGGACACACUCCCACAGUGACACAAACCCCUUCUUCUGCCUGCCCUGCUAUGGGUGCACCCCACUUUGUGGACCCUGAGUGCCCCACAGCAGGUGGGUGACCCCUGUGGGGUCAGGUCAUGCUGGCGAUGUGCGGAC
This is a messenger RNA of Aquila chrysaetos chrysaetos, 1476 nucleotides long. RefSeq names its product lipocalin-15-like. The record is from RefSeq and is a predicted model, not a curated record. Bases 95 to 610 code for a protein of 171 amino acids. The transcript has 5 exons. Gene Ontology annotation, molecular function: small molecule binding. NCBI's taxonomy places the organism in Eukaryota, Metazoa, Chordata, Aves, Accipitriformes, Accipitridae.